Molecule: messenger RNA, 1290 nt
Organism: Drosophila willistoni
Lineage: Eukaryota; Metazoa; Arthropoda; Insecta; Diptera; Drosophilidae
Product: lipase 3
Exons: 2
Coding region: 58-1260 (400 amino acids)
Biological process (GO): lipid metabolic process
Molecular function (GO): hydrolase activity, acting on ester bonds
Source: RefSeq, a predicted model, not a curated record
UAUAAAAAGCAAUGGAAUGGCCAAAACGAUUGUAAAAUUGCCUUCAGUUGGCGCAAUAUGUGGAAGGUAGCUCAGGUUUUAUUUGGACUUUUAUGUCUUGGCUAUAUGGUGCAGUCCCUGCCACCCGAUGCGGGUCGUUCUAGUUCAGUGACCACGGUCUCUAUUGUGAAAGGACAUGGCUUUGAUAUCGAGGAGCAUGAGGUGCAAACUUCCGAUGGUUAUAUUUUAACUAUGCAUCGCAUACCAAAUCACAAGGAUCAUGAGAAACAACUCAAUCGACCGGUGGCCUUUUUAAUGCACGGCCUUUUGUGCUCGUCUUCGGAUUGGGUCUUGGGUGGCCCAGAAAAUGGUCUAGCUUUUCUACUCUCCGCCCAGGGUUAUGAUGUAUGGAUGGGCAAUGCACGUGGCAAUACUUACUCCAAGAGACAUGCAACUAAAUCGGUUUAUUUGCAACCUUUCUGGAACUUUGAGUGGCAUGAGAUUGGGAUCUAUGAUUUGCCAGCCAUGAUGGACUAUGUGUUGUAUGUGACGGGACAGGAAACUCUUUCGUAUGUCGGUCAUUCUCAGGGUACUACAUCGUUCUUUGUCCUGAGCACUAUGAUUCCACGAUUCAAGAGUCGCAUAAGUUCCGCUCAUCUUUUGGCUCCAGUUGUUUGGAUGGAUCACAUGGAGAGCCCUUUAGCCAAAGUUGGUGGUCCCCUGUUGGGUCAACCUAAUGCGUUUGUCGAACUUUUUGGCAGUGCCGAAUUUUUGCCCAGCUCCAAGGCCAUGGAAUUGCUGGGUUCUUCCUUGUGCAAUGAUGCAGCUUUCUCUCAAAUCAUUUGCACCAAUUUCCUAUUUCUUUUGGGUGGAUGGGAUUCCCCAUAUUUGAAUGAGACAAUGAUUCCAGACAUUAUGUCCACCACACCAGCGGGUUGUUCUAUCAAUCAAAUAUUCCAUUACCUUCAAGAAUAUAAUUCGGGCUAUUAUCGUCAAUUUGAUUAUGGAACGACACGCAAUAAGAAAGAAUACGGCAGCAAGACUCCAACAGAAUAUGACAUUGAAAGCGUUGAUGUGCCAAUCUAUCUCUACUAUAGUGACAAUGAUUAUUUCGCUAGUAUUAUUGAUGUGGAUCGUCUAAGAUAUACUCUGAAUCCAAACACUUUAAAAAAGGCUUACCGUCUGCCAGAAACCAAGUGGAAUCAUUUGGAUUUCCUAUGGGGUAUAAAUAUCAGGGAAAUACUAUACGAUCAGGUCAUCGAUGAUAUUAAAAAUGCGUAAUACACUGACUAAUAAAACAACAAAAAUUAA